This is a messenger RNA of Trichomonas vaginalis G3, 594 nucleotides long. Its product is annotated as RNA polymerase II transcription regulator recruiting protein. The transcript has a single exon. Lineage: Eukaryota; Parabasalia; Trichomonadida; Trichomonadidae. The coding region runs from base 1 to 594 and encodes 197 amino acids. Gene Ontology annotation, molecular function: DNA-binding transcription factor activity, RNA polymerase II-specific; RNA polymerase II cis-regulatory region sequence-specific DNA binding. Gene Ontology annotation, biological process: regulation of DNA-templated transcription. Gene Ontology annotation, cellular component: nucleus. The record is from RefSeq and is a predicted model, not a curated record.
AUGGAAGAUAACAAAGCUCACAAGAAGACUCAUGAAAAAUCAAGCCACGUCAAGUUUACUCCCGAAGAAGAUAAAAAGCUUAAAGAGAUCGUGGAUCAAGUUGGAACAAGCUCAUGGCCCAAUGUUGCAAAAUAUUUGAAAGGACGAUCAUCUCGACAAUGUAGAGAUCGUUGGAAUCAUUACCUUUCUCCAACAGCUAAUCUUGCUGAGUGGACUCCACAAGAUGAAGAACUUUUGCUUACAUUGUACAGACAAUAUGGCACCAAAUGGGCUUUUAUCUCAACACAUUUUCCAGGCAGAACAGCAGCAUGCGUCAGAACUCACUGUUGUCGCCUGCAAAGAAUGAUUGAGAGAACAGCUUCAAGACCUCAACAUCAUACCCAGCAGGUUCAACAAAGUCCUAUUACCAUGGUAAAUAUUGUACCUGAUUAUGGGCAAGUUGUUCCCCAAACAUACAUUCCACAACAAGUACCACAGCUUAUACCACAGAGAAAUUCAUACUCUGCAACUCCUCUCCCUUCAAUAUAUCAAUUAAUAUUAUAUAUUGCGGUAGUUUAUUAUUUAAGAUCAAUAAGAAUAACUACAUGCCUUUGA